GAAAUGAAUGCAAGUGUCUUCUGCAACUACUCCCAGGUGGACUUUAUAAUGAACAAAGUAGAAUUGGGUAUUUAUAUUCCAACCUUUAUCCUGGGCUGUAUCCUGAAUAUAUUUGCACUAUUGAUAUUUUUUUGUUUUAUUAAAAAAUGGACAGAAGCUUCAAUUUACCUGAUCAACUUGGCAAUCCUGGACCUGUUUCUUAUUUUGUCUUUGCCAUUCAAGAUGUAUUUCUCGGAGCAAAAACAAAUAGUGGACAAUCAGUUAUGCACCUUUGCACAUAUCCUUUACUUUACUAACAUGUAUGGAAGUAUCUAUAUGAUCACAUGCAUCAGCCUGGACAGAUAUAUUGCAAUCAAACAUCCUUUCUGGGCCAAACAUAUACGCUCUCCAAAAAAGACGACAGCAAUUUGUUUUUCCAUUUGGAUUUUUGUCUGGGCAGUUGGAGCUUCAACAUUAAGGAAGGAUGACCAAAGUGGGUGCUUCCAUAACAUGUCAACUAAAAUCUGGAGCCCACCUCUCAUCAUUUGCCUUGAGCUUUUUGGAUUUUUAAUUCCAAUGAUUAUCUUAAUGGGCUGCUCCUUUCAAAUAGUAAGGGAGCUGGGAGCUCGUAGAGGUGUAUCAGAGCAAGAUGAUGGGCAAAGAACUACAGUGAGGAGCAUUAUUAUAUCCAACCUUGUGGUGUUCCUGCUUUCAUUUCUGCCCAGUCACGUGGGAAUUUUCCUGCAGUUUCUUGUCAAGCAAGAGAUCAUCACAGAUUGUUAUCAAAAGCAGACCAUCAGCCUGCUUUUGCAAUUAUCGCUGUGCUUGGCUAAUGUCAAUCCAUGUCUUGAUGCUGUGUGCUAUUACUUUGUAUUUAAGGAAUUUCGGGAACUGUCAGUAAGAAGCCAUUCCAUCAUUUGGAGAACAAUUACAUUACAGCCCACUGGGAGUGAGUGAGGACAACUCUGCUAUUCUUUAUAGAUCAGGUAACCACUUGGGUCAAUGAAGAAAUAAUAACUGGAGCUAAAAGGGACACUACAUGAAUAUUAUAUUAUGCAAAGAGCACAGCAUGCACAUAUGGCACCUCUACUUAGGGAAUUGUCCCUGUUAUUAUUAAUUAUAUUAUUGUUAUAUUUAUGUAUCACUGGCAUAAUCUACAGACCCUUUUCAAUAGAGAACAUCACUCAAAUUGCAACAGUUUGGCUGCCAUAACCCGCCCAUGGACUGCCUUUUCUAGUGGGUAAUAACACAAUAGGAGGCCUAUGAAAGUUGGAUAAGGUGAAUGUGUUCAGUCGGGCAAAAAGACAAUUGCAGCUUGGGAAAAAAACAAGCUACGCCAGAAAAACUUUGAUAGAAGGAUAUAUCAAGAGCUCUUAUUAUACGUUAGAAAAAAAUCAUAUUGAAAAUAUAAACUAAGUUAUAGUGACCCUUUUAACCUACUUGUUUAUCUUGAAAACAAGUUUUAUUUUUUAGCUCUCCUUCAAUGAAAUGUAUUCUGUCUAAACCAUUUCAGUUAUUGCUGAUUAAAGAGGCACUGUACUGACCUGUUACUCAGUAAAGAUUUUAUAGAGAUUUCUUUUCAAUAAACAGUUUUACAUGUCUGAUUUCAUUCAAGCAAACCUUCAGAUUUUUCUGCCAUUUUUUAUUAUCAUUUUAUUCUAUCCAUCAUUCCUGGUCCAUGAUAUAUUUAGCCA
Molecule: messenger RNA, 1673 nt
Organism: Xenopus laevis (African clawed frog)
Lineage: Eukaryota; Metazoa; Chordata; Amphibia; Anura; Pipidae
Gene: gpr55.S
Product: G protein-coupled receptor 55 S homeolog
Exons: 1
Coding region: 4-936 (310 amino acids)
Source: RefSeq, a predicted model, not a curated record